This is a messenger RNA of Pisolithus orientalis, 1479 nucleotides long. RefSeq lists its product as uncharacterized. The transcript has 14 exons. The record is from RefSeq and is a predicted model, not a curated record. NCBI's taxonomy places the organism in Eukaryota, Fungi, Basidiomycota, Agaricomycetes, Boletales, Pisolithaceae. The coding region runs from base 1 to 1479 and encodes 492 amino acids.
AUGCAAUUGGGGGAGGCUGCAUUGUUGGAUGGUUACCAGUCAUACAUUGUCCCAGUCCCUGAGGAUGCUGAAGAAGAGGGCAAAUUAGGAUACACAACUCUCAAACUUCUCAGUGACAUUAUGCAGCACUUGAAAACUGGGUAUAUCCAUAUGUUGUGCCAUGACCAAAUUAUGAGGAACACCACACCAGCAAAUGCCCAUGCCCAACACAGCCACACUGAGGGUGAAAAGGUGCUUAAGGCACUUGGGUUGUGGCCCAUCGAUAAUGUUUUCUGGCUCAUCUGCAAUUCUGACCUUUAUGGUGCACUCAGCUUUGACUGCCUACAUUUUCUACAUGGUGGUCUAUGGGGAAAGCACAUACUACAGGACAUCUUGAGAAUUCUGAACAUCCUUGGGUGCAAUGCUGAAACCAAUGUUGAGAACUAUGUAACAUUUUCAGAUGGAAACAAGAUGCAUGAUCUGGCAAAAGCAAUGUUCUAUGCAUUACUGAAUGUUUUUAAAAGGAUGGCCACACCUGAAGGCUAUUGUCUUCUCCACAUCCUUGCAAGUUAUCUCCAGCUGGACAGUUUGAUAGGUUUGGACAUGCAUACUGAACAAACAAUAGAAAUGAUAGAUGCAGAGUUGCUGAAAUUUGACAACAAAUUGAAGGCAUAUAUUGAAUGUGUAAAUAAAUCUGGGUUAGAAGGGCUGCAGGUGGACUGGGACUUUCCAAAGGUGCACCUUUGGAAACAUGUAGUGUGCAAUAUCUGGACAAAGGGUGCCACCAGGAACUACAGCACAUGCCCAAAUGAGAGUAUGCAUGGCCCUAUCAAGGAGGCAUAUGAGUGUCAAUCAAAUGGCAGGGACUUCAUUGAUCAGAUCCUACAUAUGGAUGAACAUAAGCUUGCUGCCAAGCUGCUCAGAAUGUGUGAUGAUAACUACAAAAAUCAUGUCUAUCUCGGUUCCUCUUCCAAACCAUCUACUGUGCAGGACAUUGAGGCCAGUCACAGUGUCUCUGACACUGCCUUUGUUUUUGUAACCAGUGCCUCCCUCAAUAUGGCUAUCAAGUUGAUAACAGAAUACAGAUACCUCAAAGUGAACUACAAGUCAUCUGUUGAUUGGAAAGUUAUUACUGACCAUCUGCGAUGCAAUCCAUCAUUCUAUGGGCAGCCUCAGUAUGAUUGCACUCUCAUUCAACUCAUGGAGACAGACACUGCAUUUGUCCACCUCAUUUCUAUCUUCACCUGUGAUGUCCCAGGUGUUGGCUCUAUUAGUCUCACAUUUGUACAGCUGCUGACAGCAAAAGUUGGUGGCACCCAUCAAAUUGACAUUGAUCUCUGGCUUAUCUGCAUCAAGGCUGCUCCUUGCAACAACCCCAUAUUCAUUCCCAUUCAAUCCAUUCUUCAUGGUGCAGUGGUAGCUCCUGACCCUUCACACCCUGCACAUAAUGAGUGUUUUUACAGCAUGCAACAUGUUGAAAUGGUGCAGCAAUCACACUAG